CCGGGCGGGUGGGGUGGGCCAUGGCCAGUCCCGCCAUCCGGAUCGGGGACCAGCUCAUCUUGGAGGAAGACUACGACGAGGCCUACAUCCCCAGCCAGCAAGAGAUCGCGGAGUUCGCGCGGGUGGUGGGGAUCGACCCGGAGCGGGAGCCGGAGCUGAUGUGGCUGGCCAGGGAGGGCAUCGUGGCGCCCCUGCCCGCCGAGUGGAAGCCCUGUCAAGACAUCACUGGCGAUAUCUAUUACUUCAACUUUGCCAACGGUCAGUCAACAUGGGACCACCCGUGUGAUGAGCAUUACCGACAACUUGUGGUCCAGGAGAGGGAGAAGCUUCUGGGACAUGGGGGAGGCUUCAAGAAGAAAGACUACAAGAAGAAGAAGAAGGAAAAGAAAGAUAAAAAAGAAAAGCGAGAGAGGGACCCGUUGAAACGCCCCACUGAGGUGCAGUCUGACCUGGGGAUCCUUCCUUCAACAUCCUUUUAUAGAGUUCCAUCUCCGGUCCUGUUGUCAGGGCACAUGAGUCCUGACCUAGAGCAGGGUAGCCUGAUUGCGAGGAAUGAAGGCUUCUUGAAGAACCAAAAGGCAAAGGCUUCAGGGAUUCAUCUAGACUCAGUUGACCGGCCCCGGCUGUUCUCUGGCCCCACCCCAAGUAAACUGCAGCCUCUUUUGACGACAAAGUCAAACAGGACUCACCAAAUACUUGCAGAUGUGGAAAAGAUUCUUGGAAGAACUUCAUCUCGUAACAGACUAGACACUGGCUACCAGCCGCAUGAAGUUCUGGGUGCAGAAAACAGUGAUGCUACAGCUUUUGUCUUUUCAGACUCUGAACCUGAGGAUUUAGAUAAUAUCAGGGUCACAAAGCCCAUUUUCCAAACACCCGCGGAAUCCUUUCAGAUUGUAGUGGGCGCUGAAACUGUGCUCGACCCGGGUCUUUCUGAGGACCGAAACCUCUUCCUCAAGGGAGAGAAUCUAGGCAAAGCCCAGGGUUGCAGUCAGGUGGAAGGGCUUGCUGAAUCCUGGAGUGGACCAAGGUCAAAGGAGUCUGGCAGCUGUAUGGUGAGGGAUGGAGGCUUCUUUCAUGCUUUUGGAAAUGAAAUGCUGUUUUCUCCCACUGCUUCCUCCCCCAAGUCUGUUAGCCAGAAACACAGCCUUGGGACCAUAGAUGGACAAGAUGAUAUUCGUUCUGCGCAGAAUGGACAGAGGCUUCUCAGCAGAAUGGUAGGGAACAGAAGGGAGAGAUUGCUUCCUGAGCAGGGCCAGUGUCAGAUCGCUGAGCUCACGAAGAGCAGCAACUCAGUUGGCAAGAGUGGAAGAGAGAGUGCAUGCCAGGCUGAACCUGAAGCACCUGGUGUCUGGGCUCAAGGCCAUAACCCCACACUGGAAAUUCCGCAAGAGACCACAGCGAUUGCCAGUCUUGGGAAAGAGACUGGAAUUGGUGAGGAUGCCUGUGGUCUGCGGAUGGCUGCUGCAGAUCUUCCCAUUCAGCCCAGAGUUGGAAAGGCCAGUGGUGCGGGGCCCAGUGGUGGCAGCAGCAUGAUGAGCAGUUUGGCAGACCACUUGGAUUCCCAGAUCUUGGGAGAAGUGGAUAACUUCUCUUGGGACUUGCAGAGCUCUCAUGAAUCUGAUCAUCCAACCGAUCAGCUGACUGCAACCCAGAGACCUUUUCUGGAUGCUCUCCAUGCACAGCCUCUGGACUCUCUGGAUAAGUCAGAAAGUGAGUGCUCCUCCGAGGACCAGAGGUUCUGCCAGCCUGUGUUUCCUAUGAUGAAGAGGUCCCGAGGAGCAGAGCAAGCUGUGUCUGAGCCCCUUGAGCAACAGCAAGAACGCACCGGAGAGCCAGGCCUAGAACAGCCAAGUGGUUGCGUAAAUUUGGCACUUCAUAUUUCUCAGCCAGGGCCUGAGGGAGCAGGUGGAAGGCCGAGGCCAACUGCGGCAACGUUUGAGAGGGGGGGGCUGCAGAGUCCAGGGGAGCGUCAGGCGAGCAUAUUUCAAAAUAGACAUGCAGAAGCAGAUUCAGUCCAGGACAGAAAAUUGAAAAAGGAUGACAGCCAGCCUGAGGGUUCACCAGCAGGAGACAAUAAAGAGGCUAAUGGUUCGUUGGCAGAGGAGAAGGACCAAAUCAAAGAGGAGCGAAGCUCAGAAAGCAGAGGACAGGCAGAAGCAGACAAGGGUGAGAGGAGUCAAAACUGUUCCAGUGCUCACGAAAGGGUUGAAGAGGAGUGUUCCAGCGUGGAGAAGAUGGGCUUGGGAGAUACUGGUACCCAAGAGGAGGAGGAGAGAACCGCCAGUGGGCUGGAGGAUGCCAAGGAGCCCGACCCAUCUUGCCAGUCGUCACUGAAAACAGAGUUGGAGAAGGCCAGGCAAGAGGAGGAGCUACGCUUGAGGAAGGAGUUGCAAAACAAGCGCCUGGAACUCCAGAGCCAAAGCCAGUCUGAACUGGAAGCAGAGAAGGAGAGACUCAGACUAGAGCAGGAGGCAGCACUGCAUAAGUUCAGAAAGGAGCUGGAUUCAUUGCAACAACUGGAGAAGGACAGGCUUCAAGAACAGAAGCAGUUUGCUCUGGAGAGAAUGAAGAUAGAAGCAGAAGCUGUCCAGCAGGUGGAACUGGAAAAGCUGGAGCAGGAGAACAUGAGAGCCGUGGGCGAUAUGAAGGAGAGACUGCAGAGGGAAAAGGAAGCGGCUCUGGAGAAGCUAGAGAUGCAGUUUGCAGCUGAGCUCCAGUACCGGCAGUCUGCAGCAACCACUGAGCACCUCAAGGUUGUCUCAAGCCUCCAGUCACAGGUCGCAGAGGCCCCCAGAAGGCAGGAGGAUGAGCUGCAGAAGGAUUUGGGGAGCACAGAGCAGAGCACCCGGCAGAAGAGUCACCAAGUAGCUGACUACGAGCAAGAGCUUAGCUGCCUCCUGGAGGAGAAACGGCAGGAAAUCGAGCAAGACCAUGCAAGAAGGAUGGAGAGGAUGAGGAAGGCACACCAGGAGGCCCUGGCGAGGCUCCAACAGCAAUGUGAGGGCGAGGAGAGGAAGCAGCGGGCGGAGCGGCUGGCCGCCCUGAGAAGCGAGCAGCGACGCUUGGAGGUGCUCCAUGAGGCAGAGAUUGAGGCUCUGCAGAAGAAGCAGGCGGAGCGGCUGAAGGGCUUGCGGAAGAGCCAUCAGGAUCAGGAAGAGGUCUUGAGGAAGAAGAAGCAGGAGGUGCUUGAUGAAGGGAAGAAGCUGGAGGAAGAGAUAAACGAAGCCGCUGUGACAACCCAGCUCCGCAUGGUCGAGUCCCAUAGAGAGCAGCAGGCUCUGUCAGAGGCUGUCCAGCAGCUGCGCUCAGCUCUGCUGGAACUCCAGGCUCAGAAAGCAGAGCUGGAAUCACAGGUGGAGCUGCUGCGCUUGCAGAGUCAGCGGCUGCAGCAGGAGGUCAGCGAGCUGGAGGCUGCAAGCAGGAGCAAGCAAGAGCUGCUGAAGAAGCUGGACGUGCAAAGCAGUGAAGCAUCUCCAAGGAAAAUGGAAGAAGGAGGCGACCUGCGGGUGGAAGACUUGAGAGAGAGCCAUCCAGCUCCCUCCUCCAGAGAGAUGGAAUCUGAAACUAACCAGAACAAUGAAGAAAGCAGCCUCAUUCUGGACCGGGUUCGUCAUUACAUUUCUACUGAAGGGGCUUCCAUAAAGAAUGCCAAGGAAUUCUUGGUGCACCAGAACCAUUCCAUGAGGAAAAGGCAAACCACCCUGAGAGCUGUUAAACAGCACUGGCACCGUGACCUGCAAAUGGCACAGGAAGCCAUUGAAGACACAGGCCGGUCCCAGGUUUUGGAGGGUGUGCGUAGGAACCUGGAGGAGGAAGCAAGGCAGUUGGAUGAAAUGAAGUCUGCCAUGAGAAGAGGCCAAGCUCUGCUGAAGAAGAAAGAGGAGAAGCUUAGCCAGCUGGAGGUGUCCUUGUUGGAAGAGUUCUCUGAGGAAGAUACGCUGAAGGGGACAGCAUGCAAGAAGGUGGUGACCUUUGACUUCAGUGACUCGGAAGACUCGUGUGGUGGGGCAAACACCGAGGAGUCUCCCCACAAAAUUGUUGACUUGAAACCAGAUGUGCAGUUUGCCCAGAGUGACAAGAUCCAGUACCUGACAGAGUCCCUGCAGCGGAUUACCAGUGAUCUGAACGGUGUCCUUGGCUUCCUGAGUAGCUUCAGCAACCAGCUGCCUCCUCGCUUCCCUUCCACCCCAGGGCCAAUGUCCCCUCUGCCCAAGGACAGCAGCAUUCCUCUUGCGGCUUACAUCUCUCUGGCACAUGCCCAUUCUGCCUCGCCAUUUGUGCCUUCUCCUGGUCCCCCUCUGACUAACCACUGGGCCUGGCGUGCUGGCUUGGGUCCCAGGCUGGCAACAUCUCCUGGCCAGGCUGUGGACAGCAUGUUGGCAGAGAAGUGGCACAAGUAUUUCCCAGGUGGCUUCCUGUCGCCCUGCAGAAGUCCUGGCUCUUUGGAUGGCAAGCUGGGUUGUGUGGCAUCCGGGGAGCAAGUUUGCCUGUUCCAGCAGCGCCAUUUCCAAGCCCAUGAGACUGAAAAGCCGAAUAUCCAGGGUAUGAUCGAAGCCAACAAGAAGUGGCUGGAAAGUUUCAAGCAGGAUUCCAGAGUCCCUCUCUUGUCAAGCUCACCAAAGACAGCAGCAGGCCCCGCUGGCCCGGUACAGCUUGGCUUGGAUGACAACAACCAAAUCAAGGUCUUCCACUUCUGA
Euleptes europaea (tarantolino) is the source of this 4697-nucleotide messenger RNA. It is a transcript of the gene CEP164, whose product is annotated as centrosomal protein 164. Lineage: Eukaryota; Metazoa; Chordata; Lepidosauria; Squamata; Sphaerodactylidae. The transcript has 23 exons. The coding region runs from base 21 to 4697 and encodes 1558 amino acids. Gene Ontology annotation, molecular function: protein binding. The record is from RefSeq and is a predicted model, not a curated record.